Molecule: messenger RNA, 1467 nt
Organism: Colletotrichum spaethianum
Lineage: Eukaryota; Fungi; Ascomycota; Sordariomycetes; Glomerellales; Glomerellaceae
Product: nucleoporin NUP56
Exons: 4
Coding region: 1-1467 (488 amino acids)
Biological process (GO): intracellular transport
Cellular component (GO): nuclear pore; cytoplasm
Molecular function (GO): GTPase activator activity
Source: RefSeq, a predicted model, not a curated record
AUGGCCGACGACCCUCAGCCCGGCAGUCCAAAGUCUGACCCGAUCUAUGCCAAGGAGGACGCCGAGACCGCUGCUGCCCGCAAAGAACUGAAGCAUACGGCCAUCUCAGAGAAGUCUUCCGCAGAUGGAGCCACCGCCGAGACCACACCCUCGGGGUCGCAAAACGAGGACCACAAGGAGCGCGUUUCGUCGCCAAAGAAGAAGCGGGCACACGACCAGGUAGACGAAGACAAGGACGUUGACGAGGUUGACGACAAGAGCGUCGCCUCAAGCGACUCGGCCAAGGACAGGGCUUCGCGACUAGAGCCCGAGAAGAAGAGACACAGAGACGAGGUCGCUACCCCCGCUGACGCUGCGACCGAUCCCUCUGCGACACCCUCUGCCGCUGCCGACACGAAGGCGAAGGAAAACGAGACCACCAAGGGCACAUCUGCGACAUCACAGGGUUCCACCAACGAUGAGAAGAAGGGGGCUUCGGCUUCUGCUUUUGCUAGCUCGGGUUUCGCCAAACUGUCAGCCUCGAGUGCAUCCCCGUUUGGCUCGCUGGGGACUGCGACUAAGGGGAGCGUGUUUGGUGGAUCAGCAUCUUCCGCCUCGCCCUUUGGCGGUCUGUCCCCUUCCAAGCCUGCUGCCCCCGCUCCCGCUCCUACGCCUACUCUUAGUUUUGGUGGUGCAGGCGCAGCAUCCUCCCCCUUCGCCAGUGUGAAGCCCGCUGGCGCGAAUGGUGGUUUCGGAUCGGCAUUCGGCAGUGCCUUUGGCAGUGGCCUGGGCAGCAAGCCCCUUACAAGCUUCUCUAAGACAGGCGAGUCUUCAUUCAAGACUGAAAAGGCAGCCAAGCCGUUUGGUGCGCCCGAUAGCGACGCAGACGAAGGCAGCGACGAUGAAGCGGACGAUGUCGCUGAGGCUGCCUCAGAAUCUGGCGACAAGGACGAAAAGGAGGAGUCUGACAAGGAGGAAUCCAAGGCUGUGGACGAUAAGAAACGUACCAAGCUGCAGAAGAUUACUGUCGAUGACGGCGAAGCCGGUGAAGCGACCAUACUCCAGGUCAGAGCCAAAAUAUUCUAUCUAGAAAAGGAAGUCGGUUGGAAGGAGCGUGGAUCUGGCAUGCUCAAGAUCAAUGUUCCCGAGGCGUGCGUUCAGUUCGACGAGGCCGGGUUGCCGAUACCUGGUUCUUUUGACGCAUCAGGCCUGGAAGAGGAUCCUGAGGCCGGCGACAACAAGGGCCACAAGGUAGCCCGUCUCAUCAUGAGACAGGACCAAACACACAGAAUACUGCUGAACACAGUCAUCCUGCCCGCUAUGCAGUUCCAGGAAAAGGCGACGUUGAAGUCUGUUGGCGUCAUGUUUACGGCCUUCGAGGGUGCGGAGGCCAAACCUGUGAGCGUUCAUGUCAGGAUGAGCGCCGCCAGUGCAAAGUCGUUCCUUAAUGAGGUUGGAAUGGUACAGAGAGAGCUCUCGGGCAACUGA